Molecule: messenger RNA, 1020 nt
Organism: Solanum tuberosum (potato)
Lineage: Eukaryota; Viridiplantae; Streptophyta; Magnoliopsida; Solanales; Solanaceae
Product: E3 ubiquitin-protein ligase RNF4-like
Exons: 6
Coding region: 113-760 (215 amino acids)
Biological process (GO): ubiquitin-dependent protein catabolic process
Cellular component (GO): SUMO-targeted ubiquitin ligase complex
Molecular function (GO): ubiquitin protein ligase activity; SUMO binding; SUMO-ubiquitin ligase activity
Source: RefSeq, a predicted model, not a curated record
CUCUAAAACCCUAAUUUAUGUCUUUUGUGUUGUUGAAAUUUUUUGGAGUUUUGAACAAGUUCAGGAAUCAUACUGUCGAAGCUAACCCCUUGAGAUCACGACUGAGCAAAGCAUGAGUUCCCAAGAUAGUAGCUCACAACCAAUUAGCCGUACAAGGUCCCAAUCGAGAAGAAAUACUUUGCUAAAUGUGGAUCUAAAUGCUGCACCGCCAACUGAGAACAGAGAUCAGGAAGGAGAUCCUAUUCAUGUUGUGCCUGGGGAUACACCACAAGGACUAAGAGGUGCCUCUUUGACAGCUGGAGCAAUUGAUGUUGAGUCACUUGAUGAUGAUGUGAUUAUAUCAUCCCCUAGGGCGUUUGCAGCAGCUAAGAACAACUCCAGAAGGAAUCAAGGACGGGUUAUUGUGCUUGAUGUGGAUUCUGAGGACCGUGCGUCUAGGGGUAACAGUCGCGAUAGGCGUAGAAGAGUCUCUACAAAUCAAGCAACAAACAAUGGUGAUAUUCACAUAGACCUAGAUGGACACAGCUGCCCAAAGAGAGUUGAUCUAAGAAGUGCAAUACCAGCACCACCAAAAGAGCCUACAUUCAGCUGUCCAGUGUGCAUGGGUCCAUUAGUUGAGGAGAUGUCAACUAAAUGUGGUCACAUUUUCUGCAAGGCAUGCAUAAAAGCAUCCAUUGCUGCUCAGGGAAAAUGUCCUACGUGUAGGAGGAAACUGGCCAUGAAAGACACCAUAAGAGUAUAUCUUCCCACCACAAAUUAAGUCCAAGGAUUUUGCUAUCAUUUACAUGACCUCUGGAUGAAGUGUAUGACUAUGUGAGUGGAAGGGAAAGUAUGACUGGAAAUAUUUUUAUUCAGUUAAGCUUUAGGUCAGAAUCAUUGAUGGUACUCUUCUAGUAUGUGCCUUUAAAAGAUUGGUGUAAUUAGUAAAUGGAUUUAAGUUACAUGCAUUGACAACUUUUGUGAUAUCAUUUGUGUAAUAUACCUUGAAAGUCUAUGAACCAUUCAGCAAGCUCCUGCCUA